AAGUGUAUCCUGCAGUAAACAUAUUGAGGGGAGCUUUUCCUCCUCCAUGUGAACUUCCCGAGGCCCAGUGACCUCUCAUCCACUUGUGAAACCAGCCUGAGGUCUUGGAAAAUCAAGUGUACAUCUUGUUCCAGUCCUUUGAGGGUGGGCCUGUCUGUCUGCGCUGUCUGCACGGUCUCACCUCCUUGUACAAACGUCACAGCAGAAGAAGAGACGUCCCCCUCACCCCACCGGACCCUCCUUCAGCCCACUAUAGUACUAUUAUAGUUCGAGCAAAGGCUAAUUGUUGGCCUCUUACAAAGGGAGCACAGUGCAAGUCUUCGGAUGGUAAUUCUGUCUCUUUCUACUAGGGGAAGAUGGCGCUGCUCGUGGUUUGUGCGCUCCUGUGCCUGUGCUGCUGGGUGUCCUUCUACUUCACUCUGUGCUACGUGAACGGGUCCAGGAGCUACGAGUGGAACUGCCGCCUGGUCACGCUGGUGCACGGCAUCCUGGCAGUCUGCAUCACAGCAUAUAUAGGCUAUGUGGACGGACCCUGGCCCUUCACCUAUCCAGGUACUCCCAACACCCCCCUGCAGAUCAGCGCCAUGAUGCUGAGCCUGGGCUACUUCAUCUUUGACAUGGCCUGGUGCGUGUACUUCCGCACAGAGGGGCCCGUUAUGCUGGCCCACCACACCAUGAGCAUCCUGGGAAUCCUGCUGACCCUGUGGCUGGGGGAGUCUGGCAUCGAGUCGUGCGCCGUGCUCUUUGGCAGCGAAAUCACCAACCCUCUCCUGCAGACGCGCUGGUUCCUCAAGCAGACGGGACGCUACGGCACCCGGCUGGGAGACGUGGUGGACGUCGUCUUCGUGCUGCUGUUUGUGCUGAUGCGAAUCUUCGUGGGAGGCACAAUGCUGUACUGUGAGCUGAUCUCCCCGAGACCCAGAUUCUUCAUCAAGUGCGGGGGAGUGGCCAUGUACGCGCUAUCCUGGGUCUUCAUGGUGGACAUUGUUCGAUUUGCCAGGCGGAAAAGGAAGAGCUGGCAGAAACAGCAGAGAGACUACCAAGACUCUGUGGCAGUUAACGGCCAUGACGGAAAGAAGGACUGAUUUUUGAGUCGUUUGUACUUUAUCUGUUUUGUACUUUGGAUGCUUAAUGUUGCAAAUUGCGCUCUGUGAUUUCAGAGGAAUAUUUGAUUCUCUACAGUGAACACGAUGUGCAUUGUGCACAUCACUGUUGCAGACAGUUAUACUGUCACAAAGGUGCACAGCAUGGAAAGGAACAUAUUGUAUGAAGCGAUCAAACGUUUAUCACAGUUUUACAAAAAAAGAAAAGGAGUGGAUUUGAUCAAAAAAAUUCAGCCAUUAUUUUCAAUAUUGUUUAUCAUAGAUCAAGAGAUAAAAGAACACUUAACCCAUAGACACAGGAUGAUACUGAUACGAUCCCACCUCUGUCGGUAAUGACAUUAGUGAAACUACUGACUUGCAAUUUAUUCAGAAAUUUACACAUAAACUUCUUCAAAUGUUUGGAGAAAUGAUGCCAGAAUUUGGCUUUUUCAAAAUGUAACUGCUUGCCGCAGGAUCUGGAUCUGCUCUUGAUUCUGGAGGUGUUUCACCUCUUAAUUCCUGAAGCUUGGAUUAGAGGUAAAACAUCUGCACGUCCUGAAACUGCGGUUAAAAAAAGAAAAAAAAAAAACUAAUGCAAAACAAAAAUUGUGAUUACCUUGACCUGGAUGAAUUCUCUAAAAUUUCAAACUUAAACCACAGUGACAGGAUGUGUACUAGAAAUACUCACUAUUUAAGUUCUAUACCGGUGAUGAAACCUUGAAUUGUAUUCAGAUUUUUAUUUAUUUAUUUAUUAAUCCUUUCAACUGAGGAAAUGAUGUUUCACCCCUUAUUCAAAAGGCUGUGAGUAUUCCCAAAUAUUUUACUUGACAUAAAUGACCCAUUGAGACUGGACACAAACCUGGAAAGAAUCUUUUUUCAUUUUAUAGGAUUUUGGAAUUAUUUGUGUCCCUCUCUCUGCCAGACAUAUUUGAUAUGGAGAGAAUUCUUUAAAUACUUCUACACUGACAAUGUUAUUAGCUUGCACUACAUUUAGAUUUUUAGGGAUGAAAACAGCUUCAGAUUUUGGAUGGAAUGAUGCCCAUAUUUGACAUAGAACACUCCUAAAAUAUUUUUAUUUUUAACAGAGAAACACUGGACGAAAAAAUAAAAAAUAAAAAAAACUUUUUUUUUUAAUUUAUGGGGCCUUUUGAUGAAGCUGUGCUAUGACAUCUGCCUGUGUAUUUUGACAGAGAUUUAGCAGGUGUUGCAGCUGCUCUUGUUACAAUAUUAUUGCCUAAAACUUGCAGCUAACGGAGGACACAGAGGUGGUUUCUGUCACUGAAAACCAAAGCACUUUGUAUAAACACAUUAGUUUAUUUGCAGUGAACUAUGGCAGAGGAAACUUCUCUAUUAGGGAACAUGUUUAAAAUGUGAUGCCUGUUGUCCCUGUGACAGUUUUUGAAGGUGCAGAUUGAAGCAGUGUCGACUCAUUACUGCUUCUUGUGGAGCUCUGUGGUAUUGCGUCCCUGGAUUCACUUCUUGUCGAUCAAUGCACAGACAGGUUUUGUCUUAGAAUUUUACGUCCCGCACCUGUAAGCCAUACCAGAACACUAAUAUUUUUUUUUCUGUAGUCUUUAAUGUGAGGCUUUGAUCAUUUUGAAAGAUGUACUCAGGGAAAGGAAGUAAUAUCAAAGCGUGAGUUUUCGAAAAAAUGUGUGUGAUGUUUAAAGUGAAUCCUCUGGAGA
Salarias fasciatus (jewelled blenny) is the source of this 2767-nucleotide messenger RNA. RefSeq names its product TLC domain containing 5a (gene tlcd5a). Bases 357 to 1085 code for a protein of 242 amino acids. NCBI's taxonomy places the organism in Eukaryota, Metazoa, Chordata, Actinopteri, Blenniiformes, Blenniidae. The transcript has 3 exons. The record is from RefSeq and is a predicted model, not a curated record. Gene Ontology annotation, cellular component: membrane.